AUGAAUAUUGGUUGGCGACGUGGUUUAGCUGAGGACCUUCGGGUUUUGACAUUGGGAAAUGGGAGCUCUUGGAGGAUGAUUGAAGAUUUCCCUCCUCACGCACCUGAGUCUCUUGAUCUAUGCAUUGAUGGUGUGUUAUACUAUGAAGCUUAUCUUGACACAUAUCCGGCUUUUCUCGACGAAGAUAAAGCAGUCAUGAGUUUUGAUGUUAGGUCUGAAAAGUUUCAUCUUAUAAAAACACCAGAAACCGCUCUGUUUACAAAGCUGACACGCUACGAAGGAAAGCUUGCUAUCAUGGGCUCUGAAUCUACUGGACUUUCUACAUGUAGAAUUGAUAUGUGGGUUCUAGUGGACGCUGCGAAACAUGAAUGGUCGAAUAAGGUUUUUGUUGUGCCGUGUGAGUUUGUUUUGGCACCAGAAACAAUGUUUCAUGAACCACCAUUUUAUGUUCUCUAUUAUGAUCCCAAGAAAAAUGCUGUGAGAAGAUUCUUCAUAGAAGGAAUCACGGAACUAAAGCUUUUACGGUGGGAUAGUCAUUUGAACCGUCGUGUAAUCUCUAUCUUCCCUGGUCAGGUUGAGAACCUCAUGUUUCUCUAA
Molecule: messenger RNA, 597 nt
Organism: Arabidopsis lyrata subsp. lyrata
Lineage: Eukaryota; Viridiplantae; Streptophyta; Magnoliopsida; Brassicales; Brassicaceae
Product: F-box protein At2g21930
Exons: 2
Coding region: 1-597 (198 amino acids)
Source: RefSeq, a predicted model, not a curated record